This is a messenger RNA of Vidua macroura (Pin-tailed whydah), 1029 nucleotides long. Its product is annotated as alanine and proline-rich secreted protein Apa-like. The record is from RefSeq and is a predicted model, not a curated record. Gene Ontology annotation, biological process: response to bacterium. NCBI's taxonomy places the organism in Eukaryota, Metazoa, Chordata, Aves, Passeriformes, Viduidae.
AGCUGGCGGCGUUGCAGAGGAGGCGGCACGGGCGCAGCAGAGCCGGGGCUGAGGGGCACAGCGAGGCUCGGCCGGCGGAGCGGCGGCAUGCGGCGGUGUCGGGGCGCGGGGCUGGCGGCGCUGGCCGUGCUGCUGCUCGUGCCUUCAGGCAGAGCCCAGGUACAGCAGGAGCCACUCCUGGAGACCCCCGAGGGCAUCGGCAUCAAUAUCACCUGCUCACAUCCCAAAAUCCAGAGCUACGAUUUGAUCCAGUGGUACCGGCAGCUGCCGAGCCGAGCUCUCGAAUUCCUCGCCCUCACUGCUAGAGGCUCCAAGGAUGUGCCGGCCAUUGCGGGCCAGCUGCGGGUGUCGGCAGACCGGCGCUGGAGCGCGCUGUGGCUCGGGCGGCCCCGGCGCGGGGACGCGGCCGUGUAUUACUGCGCGCUGGGGGCCCGGGCAGAGGAGCCGGGGCUGCGGCCGGGCACGAACCGCCGCGGGCGGGGCCGGCCGGGGCCAGCAGGGGGCGCUGCCGCUCCGCCCGCCGGGGCCGCCUCGCCCCGCUCGGCCCGGGAUCCCGGGGCGCUGCCGCCACCGGCACCGGCACCGCCACCGACACCUGCACUGACACCAGCACCGGCACCGAGUCACCGACCAGCUUGCAGUCUCCGGCCUCCCUCAGCCCCUCUUCUCAGCACUGGUUUAAUGGGCCCCAGCUGCCUGAUCUCCCUAGCACGAAUCCCAUCCAAUCCCAAAGGCUUGUGAGCAUCUACGUCGCUUAGUAAAUCUUUAAGUUCUUCCGUCUGGAUAACAGGAGUUCCGUGCUGCUUACCUUCCCUGUCUCCUAGAUCAGGAGCCCAGUUGUCCUGAUGAUCAUCAAUCCCACUCCUGAAGACUGAGGCAAAGAAGGUGUUAAGCACCUCAGCCGUUCCCUCCUCUUAGCUGAAUAGGUGUCCAGUGAAGAACGGUGAUUGUCCUCGGUCCUCGUUUAUGUAUUUGUAAAAACACUCUUUAUUACCCCUUACAGAAUUGGCCAAAUCAAGUUCGAACUGA